Molecule: messenger RNA, 372 nt
Organism: Prorocentrum cordatum
Lineage: Eukaryota; Dinophyceae; Prorocentrales; Prorocentraceae
Source: the annotation of a GenBank genome assembly
AUGAUCGUGCCAGACUUAUCUGAUAUUGUCCACCAAGUGGAGCUUAUUUGCAUUGCGGCCUGCGCCGCUAUGCUGCUGGGGCGCCUGGCUUGGCAGUUGUGGACCGAGGGCGCCUCAAGGUCUUGGUUUCACGAUUACUAUGUUCGAUUGCUCGCGUUCUCUACAGUCGUCAGGACGGUCAUUCUUGGGAAAGACGGCACUCAACAAUCUGUUCACAAGCGCAAGCAAUCCAUCAGGCUUGCCAUGUCACGGAGAAGCUACCAGUUCUUUUGUGUCGCAGCCGUCGGGGUAGUUUUCCCGAUCUUUUCUUCCCCGCAGAUGACCGCCCGCAUACCGUUCCCAGGCGCUUGCAUUAUGCUUUCUCUGGGGUGA